AUGACAUCAAAACAACAACGAAAUACAACUGCUGCUAGAUCAGAAAACGAUAUAAGAAAUACUGAAGAAGGUUUUGGUGCAUGUGGUUGGGCUCUUGUUGUAUUAUCCUAUAUUAUGUGUGCAUUGACAUUGCCAUUUUCACUUUGUGUUGCUGUGAAAGUUGUACAAGAAUAUGAACGAGCAGUUAUUAUGCGUCUUGGUCGAAUUCUUCCUGGUGGUGCCAAAGGUCCAGGUUUAUUCUUUGUUUUACCAUGUGUUGAUACAAUAAUGAAAAUUGAUUUACGAACUGUGACUUUUGAUGUUCCUCCUCAAGAAAUUCUUACACGAGAUUCAGUGACAGUUUCAGUAGAUGCUGUUGUCUAUUUUCGAAUAUUUAAUCCAAUAAUUAGUGUAACAAAUGUUGAAAAUUCUCGUUAUUCAACACAAUUACUUGCAGCAACAACACUUCGUAAUAUUUUAGGUACAAAAACUUUACAAGAAAUUUUAUCUGAUCGUGAAAAUAUUUCACAUUCAAUGCAAGUUCAUCUUGAUGAAGGAACUGAUCCAUGGGGAGUUAAAGUUGAACGUGUUGAAAUCAAAGAUGUUCGAUUGCCUGUCAGUAUGCAACGUAGUAUGGCUGCUGAAGCUGAAGCUGCUCGAGAAGCUCGCGCGAAAGUUAUUGCCGCUGAAGGUGAACAAAAAGCAUCACGAUCAUUAAAAGAAGCUGCUGAUGUAAUUAAUGAGAGUCCAAUUGCAUUACAAUUACGUUAUCUACAAACAUUAACACAUAUAUCAGCGGAAAAAAAUUCAACAAUUGUUUUUCCAAUACCUGUCGAACUUUUAAGAUUAGUGAAAAGUCGAGGUCCAAGUGCAUCUACUGGCUUUUGA
Molecule: messenger RNA, 867 nt
Organism: Rotaria sp. Silwood2
Lineage: Eukaryota; Metazoa; Rotifera; Eurotatoria; Philodinida; Philodinidae
Source: the annotation of a GenBank genome assembly